Radiomyces spectabilis is the source of this 1386-nucleotide messenger RNA. RefSeq lists its product as uncharacterized. Gene Ontology annotation, biological process: regulation of DNA-templated transcription. The record is from RefSeq and is a predicted model, not a curated record. NCBI's taxonomy places the organism in Eukaryota, Fungi, Mucoromycota, Mucoromycetes, Mucorales, Radiomycetaceae. The transcript is spliced from 2 exons. Bases 1 to 1386 code for a protein of 461 amino acids. Gene Ontology annotation, molecular function: zinc ion binding; DNA-binding transcription factor activity, RNA polymerase II-specific.
AUGGAUGCAGUUUAUCGAUAUCCUCAAUUCUUAAAUGCUGCUGAUUCCUUUUAUGACGCUAUGGAUAUAAGCAAUGCAAUGAUAUCUACAGGACCCAUUUCGUCGCGUCCUCCUUUAACCAACAAUAUAACAGAAGGCCCAUUGUUGGACUCUUCCACCGAUUUUUCGCAGGAAAAGGGGCCCAUGGCAGCAUACACCGAUAUCUAUUCGUCUUUGGCAGCCGCUUCCUCUGCGGCCUACCUACACUAUCUGCAAUCAUGCUCGCCUAAAUUAUCGACCUCAUCCAUUUACGUGGAACCCUCCAUUUUCGGAAACGACGGCGGAAUUCACUCCACACUCGACAUGGAUCCCAGCUAUACUUCUCAUGAUAACCUUGCUGUGAAACAACAAUACCAGUGGCUGUAUGAUGACCCUAUCGAUGCCUACUUCCCUUUAGCUGAUCCGUUUUCAUUGCCUUUGCAAGAAUUGGUUCCAUCUUUAUCUGCAGAAGAAAGUGACGGCAUUGUUCAUUAUGGAGGAAAACAGCGACCACUACAACGUUCCUUUGUCAGUCUGAAUGAUGUACACUCGUUUAUUGCGCAAGAAGGUCCUGAGCAACCAUCCACAUCGAGUAGCCCCUCAUCAAGUGCCACCGAAAAAUAUGAUAUUAUAGAUGAUCACGGUGUAAAAUCCGUCCAUCAUGAGCCGCAGGUGUAUCCCAUCCCGCACUCUUACACCUCACUUUCUUUGAAGCGCGCCUACUCGUUCACGCCCGAUUCCGAUCGCGACACGACACCUGAUGAUGGCUCAGAUACGGAUUCAGCCCAAAGUCUGCUGUCGCCUCAAGAAACACAAAAACUAGUGCUUAAACUGCGCAAGCAAAGUGACACUGUGCUUUCACGUUUGGCGGGCCGGACAAAGGAAAAACAAAAACCAGCUUCCAAUACUGCCAAUAGAAAACAUAGAUCCACACUCAAUCCUCACAGUAGCAAAAAGGCGCUCAGGACAAAGAAAGCAUCGCCUAAGGCAAGAGUCGCACGAGCCGCUACUACAUCUGGCAUUGUAUCGAGGCAUUUUCGGUCUUCGGAAAGUAUCAGCACUGGACUAGCGCGUCAGCGACUAUCCGACACCGACGAUGAUUAUGAGGAGCAGCAUGACCAAGACGAGGAAAAUGAGGACGAAAAUGCGGAUGACGACGAAUAUCAAGUUGGUGUCGGUGGUUCAACGGCGGCAGUGGCGAGUUACAAAAAAGGACGCAACGUCGAUAAAGCAUGUAAUCACUGUAAACGAUCUCACCUGCGCUGUGAUGAUAUGCGUCCCUGUCGUCGCUGCAUAUCCACCGGCAAAACUGGCUGCAAAGACGUGCAACAUAAACCGAGAGGUCGUCCAAAGCUUCACAAAAAGUAG